UGCUAAUUUGGGAUUGGUCCUCACAAAGAUGGCGGUCGCUAGACUCUUUAGCUGACUUUAAACUUUUUUUUUUCCUCGAGUGUGUUUUAAGAUUUUCAGAUUUUCUGGAAGUCUAUAAAGGCCACUGAGUGAUAUUAUACACAUGUUAGAUUGUAUUUUCUCUUGUUUAUUUGUACAUGAAGCGUGUUUUGUUGUUUUAUUUACCAACAUAGUGCUAGCUUGCUAGCUGGUGUUUACAUGCUAGCCUGGCUAAUACAGCUGUGUAAAUCAGACCGCAUCUGAACAGCAUCUGUCUGCAUCCUUUGGUUGAUAAAUCGGUAUUUUUUUUACAGAAAUGCGAAUUUGAGAUGGUUCAGGUUUUUUUUUGGUGAAGCGGUGAUACCCGUCGUUACCAUACGAAGUAUCUCUCUUCCUCGUCACCACGUCUGGGAACGGUUUGGCCAUGAGUGCACCCUGAGUACCCUUCAGGUGCGAUAAAAUGGCCGCCGAGCUUUAUGCUGCUAAGAAGUUGCCCUCGGUGGCGGCCACGGCUACGACGGUGCAGCAGUACCAACAGCAGAACAUCAGCAACAACAACACUGUUCACGGCUGCAACUGGCAAGGCCUCUAUCCCACCAUCCGAGAGAGAAACGCAGUGAUGUUUAACAACGAGCUGAUGGCGGACGUGCACUUCGUGGUCGGCCCUCCCGGGGGCACGCAAAGAGUGCCGGGGCACAAGUACAUCCUGGCCGUCGGGAGCUCUGUGUUCUAUGCCAUGUUCUACGGGGAGCUGGCGGAGGAUAAGGACGAGAUCCGCAUCCCAGACGUCGAGCCACAUUCCUUCCUGGCCAUGCUCAAAUAUAUCUACUGUGAUGAGAUUGACCUGUGUGCGGACACUGUUCUGGCCACACUGUACGCUGCCAAGAAGUACAUGGUUCCUCACCUGGCGCGUGCCUGCGUGGCGUUCCUGGAGACCAGCCUGAGCGCACGUAACGCCUGCGUGCUGCUGUCGCAGAGCUGCCUGUUCGAGGAGCCGGAGCUGAUGCGCCGCUGCUGGCAGGUGAUCGACGCCCAGGCUGAGCUCGCGCUGCGUUCUGACGCCUUCUGUGACAUCGACCUGCGCACGCUGGAGAGCAUCCUCCGGCGCGAGACCCUCAACGCGAGCGAGACGGUCGUUCUGGAGGCGGCGCUCAGCUGGGCCGAGGCCGAGUGCCAACGUCGUGAACUGCAACCUACUGUCGAAAACAAGAGGCUGGUGCUGGGCGAGGCGCUGUACCUCAUCCGUGUCCCAGCAAUGUCGCUGGAUGAGUUUGCCAACGGUGCGGCGCAGUGCGGCUUGCUCACGCUCGCCGAGACCAACGCCGUCUUCCUGUGGCACACGGCGGCUAACAAACCCGAGCUGCCCUUCGUCAGCCAGCCGAGGAAAGGCCUGACUCCGCAGCGCUGCCACCGCUUCCAGUCGUGCGCCUACCGUAGCAACCAGUGGCGUUACCGUGGACGCUGUGACAGCAUUCAGUUUGCUGUGGACAGGCGCGUGUUCAUCGCCGGCUUCGGUCUCUACGGCUCCAGCUGCGGCUCGGCCGAGUACCAGGCCAAGAUCGAGCUCAAGCGGCAAGGCGCCACGCUGGGCCUCGCCGUCGUCAAGUACUUCUCAGACGGCUCCAGCGGCACGUUCCCGGUGUUCUUCGAACACCCGGUGCAGGUGGAGCCCGACACGUUCUACACAGCCAGCGUGGUGCUGGAUGGCAACGAGCUCAGCUACUUCGGCCAAGAAGGGAUGACCGAGGUGCAGUGCGGGAAGGUCACCUUCCAGUUCCAAUGCUCCUCGGACAGUACCAACGGCACCGGGGUGCAGGGGGGACAGAUACCCGAGCUCAUAUUUUAUGCCUGAGAGACUUCUUACCAAGGUCUGACAAUCCCCAAGAGGACACCAGCUUGUACAGAUAAACGUUGUUGCCGUAGUCAUGGUUACUCUGUGGUAGUACCGACAGGCAGGGCAUCUUCACAGCUAAAUCUGCCCCUUGUACACCACUGUUCACACUUGCAGUGGUGUAUCAGUGGCAUAUUUGUAACAGCAGCAUCGUACUGGAUUUCUGAUGGCUCGUUGCCACGUGCUACUGAAACUUUACUGAAGUUAGACAUCAGAAUUUAGAGUUCUGUUCCAAGUUGGCAGCUUUCAGAUUUUAAAUUGACGAAGCGGAGGUGUGGAGGGGUGUUACUGACUGGCAGCUAGCACGCGUUAGGUUACGGAGAAAUCACUAGCAUGACAAUCACCAGUGCACCCCAUUACCGCAGCGCUAGAUGUUACGUUUUAAACAUACCACAUGAUUGCCUUAUUGUUCUCUUAGCUCGCUAGCCCAUUGAAACACGCACUGGUACGGCCUAAUGAACCACACUCCUACCUUUUACUAACACUAGACACGAACUAGGAGCGAAUUUCCUGCGACACUACAACAUCCUGUUCAGUUCACCGCUUUUUAAAGAUGCCAUCUGCUCCCUGCCAGGCAAAUGACAGUAAAAACAAGCGUAAGAUCCCCGGAAAGGCAACAGUUCUGAUCUCAUUUCUGUGCUUUUUUUUUUUUUUUUUUUUCCGCAAGUCUAGAAAGAAAGAUAAGAAUGACAAAUAGCAUCGUUAACACAGUUUACUCUAGCUAGGAACCAACUCAGCUAGCUAGCUAACAAUUCUGCAUCGUUUUCAUUGACCACAGUGACGUAUGCAACAAAUCAGUCUGACUGAGUUCUCCUCAAUCAAUUAUAAACUACACUAGCGGUUUAAUCCAGCUAGGACAAUGAUGGGACAUUCCAGGGAUGAGAUCCGAUUUUUUCCUGGGUUUCCUCGUGGCUAAUUCCUUCCUGUUCCGUUAAAGCACAACUGUGAGAGUGAAGCACAUGCUCAUCACACAGGACUAUCUUAGUAGCAACUGAGCCUUUAGGAUUUCCAUCUGUAUACUCAACCAGCAUCAAAACUCUGCCAUGUGGCGUUUGUUGUGGUUUUGUGGAUUAGCUUCAGCACCAGCAGAUGGGUGCUGUUUUUAUUUUUAACCUCUAAAAUAUUUAAAAUGCUAAAAUUCACAGCGCCGUCUGGAUCCAUCGUGCAGCCGGGCUCUGUGUGUCAGUUUCUGCAUCGUGCCUUGUGUUUCUGGUUCGCUAAAAGAAAAUGGCUGACUGGUUUCUGAAACCGCAGAAUACAAAGGCAGCUUGCAACUCGGUAGUAACACUAUUCAAAAAAAAAAAAAAAAAAGGUGAAGUCUAAGUUGUAGCUGCUAGGCCGUAUACUGCCCAUUGGUCACGUUUAUACACAUUUGCCUACGUUAUACGUGUAAGAAAUAAAAGUGCUUAUUUUGUGGAACUGAUACUUGAUCAUUUUUAUACUUGAUGUGCUAGACGUUGUUGCGUAUCAGCUGUACGGCGUGUACUGUAAACACUCAGUGUAAUCACUGUAGUCCAGUUUUCUUUUGCUUCGAUGGUCUUUGUGGUUUAACAGUUGUUUUACAAUGAAGAGCUCAGAUUGAUUGAACACGCCAGCACUUUUUCCUUGUUUCUUGAAGGGCUUGAUGAUGCGUUGUGCUGCUCGUCACAUUUGUUUUUAAUUUAACUGUGGUUAUAAAAUCUCACAUCCCACUUGUGCUUUGAUUUUUUUUUUUUUUCCCCCACUUGUAAAUUUCCACUGGUGAACUGCCACUUGUUAUUGUUUCAUCCAUUUUUCUUGGGAAAUAAAAUUACUUACUGCACCUUUAAUCACAAUGAAGACACACACAAACACAAUCUGAAAUAAACCCUGUUCACACA
Messenger RNA from Pangasianodon hypophthalmus (striped catfish), 3768 nucleotides. It is a transcript of the gene btbd3a, whose product is annotated as BTB (POZ) domain containing 3a. The record is from RefSeq and is a predicted model, not a curated record. Gene Ontology annotation, biological process: cerebral cortex development; dendrite morphogenesis; neurogenesis. Gene Ontology annotation, molecular function: protein binding. Bases 479 to 1870 code for a protein of 463 amino acids. Lineage: Eukaryota; Metazoa; Chordata; Actinopteri; Siluriformes; Pangasiidae. Gene Ontology annotation, cellular component: cytosol. The transcript is spliced from 5 exons.